Molecule: messenger RNA, 2058 nt
Organism: Oncorhynchus nerka (sockeye salmon)
Lineage: Eukaryota; Metazoa; Chordata; Actinopteri; Salmoniformes; Salmonidae
Product: chemokine-like protein TAFA-5
Exons: 5
Coding region: 817-1194 (125 amino acids)
Biological process (GO): G protein-coupled receptor signaling pathway
Molecular function (GO): G protein-coupled receptor binding; receptor ligand activity
Source: RefSeq, a predicted model, not a curated record
AAGCCGCGGGUAAGAACGGGGGCAAGCCCGAGACGUAUUGGUAUAUUGAACAGUAUAGUGACGCCGCAGUGUCUCCACGAGCUGCCCAUCAUUAAUUUCACAAGUUAUCCGGGUAUUUGCAUUACAUGGUACUGAACCUGAUGCUCAGCGUAGUCUGUGAGCAGUGAGCUCCUAUUUGAUGUAGUUUCAUAUUGACUUCUUAUCCAUCAGUUUUGGGAAUAUUGUGAAACACAAUGGAAAGAGUCGAAAUGGGUACAAGACGAAGAGAGAUCUAACUUGGAGACAGCGAAGAUGGACGUUUCCCAAACCGGCAGCCACUGUCUAGUUAGUGAUAUAUCUAAUGCGGAAAAUAUCGAGACAAAUUUCAUUUUACGCAAUUGCUGCAAAGUGUUCCGGUGGCGCAGCCGUCUCAUGUCAUACUAGCCAUCCCGGAGAGUGGGAAUCAGAGUCACUGCGCUCCAAGCUCAGAGAAUAAUUUGCGGUGAAAAGCAGAUUCAAUUAAAGUGAGAAAAUGCCUCACUUCAAAUGAUGUGAUGGUCUAACGACUUUAACUUUUCUCUCCAUUAUAGGCUAUCUGAAGAACGAAAGGGUUGCAUUAAUUUGGAAUUGAAGGGAUCAUAAAAAUUAUCUGUCAUGGAUUGUGCCUAUUUUGUAUUUUACUUUGAAUUUAAGCCAACGGAGUAGCCUUAGGGAAUCAACUCACUUUUCUUUUAAACCCUGCUGCAUUGGAUCAGAAUGGAUGUGUCAUUGUAGCCAACUGCUGCUGCUGAAGACCGCGCGCUCCGUCCGGGAUUUCUGACUUUUUUCCCCUCAACGAUGCAGCUCCUUCGACUAGCGUGGGCUUUAACCGGAGCCGCAGUCUGCUGUUUUGUUAUCCUCCUCAUUCACUCACACGUUCUAAAAGAAGGUCAGUUGGCAGCAGGUACGUGUGAGAUUGUCACUCUGGACCGGGACAGCAGUCAGCCGCGGCGGACCAUAGCACGACAGACGGCGAGGUGUGCCUGCAAGAAGGGACAGAUUGCCGGCACCACGAGAGCCAGACCGGCUUGUGUAGACGCUCUCAUUGUGAGAAGCCGGCAGUGGUGUGAGAUGACGCCUUGCUUGGAUGACGAGGGCUGUGACCUCUUAGUAAACCACUCGGGCUGGACCUGCACACAGCCAGGGGGCCGGGUGAAGACCACCACGGCCCUAUGACGACACACACACAAAGACACAACGCCUUGCCAGCCAGACAGACAGCAAAAGUCAACCACUUUUCAAGGACAGACAGGAGAGAAACAACAAACUGCAGAUCCUGGCAGGCUAGAGCGACACAGCAAGGUCUCCUGAUGAUGGCGGGGACAGACGCUCCCGAGCGAGAGAGAGGGGAUGGUGUGUGAGCUGCUUCCUAUAGUCCAUCGUCACCGCCUGUGUGGAGCAUACGUCGUCUUAUCAUCAGCUGUCCGUCUAUUGUUCUGUGCAGCAGCGUGAAGCCACGUAGAACCUACGUUGCCAAAGGCCCGGACUCCAAAUACAGGAGUUGGAGCUUAACAUGGAACAUAUGGACUCUGCAAUGCUCUAUUAUUCCUUGGGAGACAGAACUUAUUUUUCAGUUGAGUUUGGAGAAUUCUGAUGUGUGUCGUCAUGAACUUCUGGAUCUGACCCAACCUAGACUUUGGAGACACGGGACAAAAUGUUUAUUUUGGAGUUUAUGCUUGGCAACUCCUCUGUAGUGAUUUUACAGACCAAAGAAAAAGAUAGCCGACUGCUCCAUAUUUUGGAGACACAGUGGACUUCGGGAUGAAGGGUUUAGAGACUUUUCCAAGUUGAUGAAACAUGCAAUCCCAUAUUCCCUCUCACCAUAUUACAGACUCUAGACAUACCCACAAAUGUACACAUGGUGAUAAAAGUGAUGUGUUGUGCAGAGUAAAUGUGUACAAAUGAAUGACGAAUACUGAAUGGAAAAAGUCAAGGGACGUUGUGUAAUUCGUCAAUUAUGUAUCUCUUGGACUACUAAACUGUACUUGUAUACUCACUGCUCUAUUUUGAACAUACAUUAAAUCAGAUAUACAUUUUCAA